Lotus japonicus is the source of this 961-nucleotide messenger RNA. Its product is annotated as glutathione S-transferase F13. NCBI's taxonomy places the organism in Eukaryota, Viridiplantae, Streptophyta, Magnoliopsida, Fabales, Fabaceae. Bases 164 to 835 code for a protein of 223 amino acids. The transcript is spliced from 3 exons. Gene Ontology annotation, cellular component: cytoplasm. The record is from RefSeq and is a predicted model, not a curated record. Gene Ontology annotation, molecular function: glutathione binding; glutathione transferase activity.
CAGGGCUGAAAUUUUGGCUAAGCAUGGAUAAACGACAAAUUCAAGCCUCUCCAUAGUCAAAUCAAAACAAAUGGGUACCCAAUGCAACACUUACUACACUCACUCACUGUUUUAACAUCUUUGGUCAUAGCAAGGAUCCCUUAUUCUGAGUCUGAAAAACAAAAUGGCGCUGAAGCUCUAUGGUCUGGCCUUGUCCACAAACACUACUCGUGCCAUGAUCUGUCUCCAUGAGAAAGAGGUGGAUUUUGAGUUUGUUCCUGUCAAUGUGUUCGCUGCAGAGCAUAAACUGCCUCCUUUUCUCUCAAAAAAUCCCUUUGGUUUGAUUCCAGUACUUGAAGAUGAUGAUCUCACUCUCUUUGAAUCCAGAGCCAUAACCGCAUACGUAGCUGAGAAAUUCAAGGAAGCAGGACCUGAUCUGAUUCGUCACAAGGACCCAAAAGAAGCAGCACUGGUCAAAAUGUGGACAGAGGUAGAGUCUCACUACUACGAUCCAGCAGUGUCACCCAUCAUCUAUGAACACUUCGUGGCUCCAUUCCGAGGCCAAGAACCCAACAAGUCAGUGAUUGACACCAACGUUGAGAAGCUGAAGAGUGUGCUCGAUGUGUAUGAGGCUAAGUUGAGCAGCACAAAGUACCUUGCUGGGGAUUUCUACAGUCUUGCUGAUCUUAGCCAUGUCCCUGAAACUCACUACUUUAUGCAGACACCUUGUGCUGAGUUGAUCAAUGAUCGUCCCCAUGUUAAGGCUUGGUGGGAGGAUGUUUCUUCUAGGCCUGCUUUUGAGAAAGUUGUGGGGGGAAUGACUUUUGGUCAGAAAUCAGAAAAUAAUCAGAAGUGAGAGUUAUGGUGUGAGGUUGAAUUAGUGCGCCACUCAAUUGCAGUAUUUAGUAGUGACUAGAAUCCUAGAAGUGUGAUGUUCUUGAAAUUUGUUUCUUUGGAAUAAGGAAAGCAAAUCUGUUUUUAA